Bipolaris victoriae FI3 is the source of this 1701-nucleotide messenger RNA. RefSeq lists its product as hypothetical. Bases 1 to 1701 code for a protein of 566 amino acids. Lineage: Eukaryota; Fungi; Ascomycota; Dothideomycetes; Pleosporales; Pleosporaceae. The record is from RefSeq and is a predicted model, not a curated record. The transcript has 4 exons.
AUGAAAGCGUUCAUACGGUAUGCAACAGCAAUUGCUACCAUCUUGCCGUUGAGCCUCGGCUCCCCUUUGAAUGCAAGAGGGAAUACCAGCAUGGUUUAUGAUUUCUCCGAAUUGACUGCAAGCCCAUCGCUUGCUUGGUCCCCAUGUUAUAACAACUUUACUUGUGCCCUGCUAGAAGUACCACGCGACUACGCCAACAAAACCGCCGGCAUCCUCAAUAUCGCCAUCAUCAAGAAACCCGGCCCAACACCCGAUGCACAAGAAGUCCUCGUCAACCCCGGCGGCCCCGGCGGCUCAUCCGUCAGCAUGAUCCUCUCGGGCUCCGCCUUAAUCGAAGCCAAAAUCGGGACCGACUACUCCCUCGUAGGCAUCGACCCCCGCGGCAUAAACAACAGCGAACCAUCCAGCGACUGUUUCCCGGGCUACUCCUUCCAAACCCGCAACGCCAUCCUCGAGGAACCCCUAGGCCUCGCAGACAUAACCUCUGAAAAAGCACUAAAAACCCACCACCAAUCUCUCCUCGGCUACGGAAAAUGGUGCUCAGACAUGUACAGCGUGAACGGCACCGCACGCUACGCCAGCACCGUCGCCACAGCACAAGACAUGCUACACUACAUCCAGCUCCGCGCCACCGAUACCGGAAAAGCACCCGAAGACGCCAAACUCUGGUACUACGGUAUAAGCUACGGCUCCAUCCUGGGCCCCACCUUCGCCAGUCUCUAUCCCUCACGCGUGGGCAGGAUGAUUAUAGACGGCGUGCUCGACCUGGCCGACUACUACAACGGCGGCUGGGAAACCGCCACAGACGACAGCGACAAAGCCGCGGGCUACUUCUUCCAACAAUGUUUCGACGCAGGCCCCGCACUCUGCUUGUUCCACCAAAACGCCUCGUCUGCCCGCGUUAUCCAAGAUCGCUACGAAGCGCUGCUUGAAGAGCUCAAGCAAAACCCUUUUGCGGUCGCCCAGGCGAUUCCGGAUGCGAGGAAUCCGUUGACAGUGCCUGGUGCGCUGGCGCCGACGCCGUAUGUGUUGCAGUGGACGGAUAUCACGAGUCAGGUUUUUGCUUCGCUGUAUUAUCUCAAUCCGGCGUUUGUGGUGUUGAUGGAUUACUGGCUUCUUGCUUUGCAGAAUCGCGAUGUAGCGGUUUUGUCUAGUAUUACGCUUAAGGCGCAGAUUAAUAGUUUUAGUCCGACUUACGAUGAGCGCAUGGGACGGGCGCUAGUUGUGUGUUUGGAUUCGGAUGGGCGGUCGAAUUACACGGAGUUUGAAGCGUAUAAGGGGUUUGUGGAGGGGAUGCAUGAGAAGAGUAGGUAUGGUGGGUUGCAUAUUGCCGCGCUGAGUGGACCGAUUUGCAGCCAGAUGCAGGUGAGGGCGCCUGAGAGUCAGCGGUUUGAUGGGGUGCCGAAGGUGAAUGGGACGUAUACGCCUAUUUUGUUUGUAUCGUCAGUUGCGGAUCCUGUUACGCCUUUAUCCGCGGCGAGGAAGAUGAACGGAGAGUUUCCUGGUUCGGGUUUACUGGUCUUUGAUAACGUCGGUCAUACUUCACACUUCCAGUCGACCAAGUGUGUUUCCGAGCACGAAAAGCGAUAUAUGCGUGACGGAACCCUUCCGCCUGCGAACACGGUAUGCGAGGUUGAAGAGCCCAAUCCGUGGAUCGCUCUUGCAAAGCUAUCCAAUGCCACUGGAACUACGCCGUUAUGA